AUGGACCAGGCCCUCUUCCCCGGGGAGGGCUGCUGGCACGUGGAGAACCAGAUCCCCGAGCCCCAAACCCCGUGUCAGAUGGCGCCAGGGCACAAGGAGAACCUGGAGUCCCCACUGGGCCCUCGGCAGACGUCCCUCCAGGUAAGCCUGAGAGAGCAGGGACAGCAUGUCUGCGGAGGCAGCCUCGUCAGCCACCGGUGGGUGCUGACCGCCGCCCACUUCUUCUCCAACUCCGUGAAUCUGCAGGACCUGACCAUCCAGCUCGGAGAGUCUGUCCUGUACACCAAUCCCCAAGACUCCGUCUCCACAGCCGUCAUCAGCAUCGUCCGGCACCCCUCCUUCAACGGGAACGUGCUGCAGGGCAGCGACGUGGCCCUGGUGAAGCUGGCAUGCCCCGUGCCCUUCUCCUGCACCAUCAGAUCGGCCCCUCUGGCCUCGCCAGGCUCCUACUUCCUGCUGGGCACCCUCUGCUGGUGGCUCUGCUGGAGCCCCCACCGGCUGCAGGAGGUGGAUGUGCGCAUCGUCAGCCUGCAGGGUGCCGGUGACUCCGGAGGCCCCCUGGUCUGCCAGCUCCAGGACAAGCGCUGGGUGCAGGUGGCAGUGGUGAGCUCCAUCAGGGGCUGCGCUGAGCCCAGCCUCCCGGGGGUGUAUGCCAGGGUCUCUGCCUACCAGCCCUGGAUCCAGCUCCAAGUGUUCCUGCCAGGGUACCUGCACAGGGGCUGA
Messenger RNA from Globicephala melas (long-finned pilot whale), 723 nucleotides. RefSeq names its product tryptase gamma-like. Gene Ontology annotation, biological process: proteolysis. The record is from RefSeq and is a predicted model, not a curated record. Gene Ontology annotation, molecular function: serine-type endopeptidase activity. NCBI's taxonomy places the organism in Eukaryota, Metazoa, Chordata, Mammalia, Artiodactyla, Delphinidae.